Messenger RNA from Gryllus bimaculatus (two-spotted cricket), 4992 nucleotides. The record is from the annotation of a GenBank genome assembly. Lineage: Eukaryota; Metazoa; Arthropoda; Insecta; Orthoptera; Gryllidae.
UCCUAUGCCUGCUGAGAGGUGCAGCUUUGAGUCGAUGUGUACUGUUCAUUCUUCUGUUUUUAGUCACGCCGUGUGGUUGGUUGUGCGUUGUUCUGAGAAGUUUUCGUCAGUUGUGUGCGUCUCUUGCCUAUUUUCUUGUUCGUGUGUGAUAUUUACGGGUUAAAGGAGACAAGGAAAGUGAUUGAAAGAAGUACAUUGUGAAGUUUUUAAUACAAAACACAGAUUGAAUCAACAGUUUUUUCUUCGCAGUGGAAAAAAACUCGAAUUGUCCUUUCACUUCGUACUGCAAGAAUACACUUUGCGAAUAGUAAAGCCGGUUUGUUACUAUUGGAAACACAACAUCUUGUUUGUGAUAAAAUUAACAUUACACGUGUGUGUGAAACACUUGCAAUUUUUUAAUUAACGCUGUUGUAUGAUAGCAGCAUCGCAUUGAAUUGACGCUUAAAAUGGUAUUCAUGAGUACUCAACAAAGUCCUGCCAAUUUGCAAGCUAGUGUUGAUCGAGAAAAGAUAUAUCAGUGGAUUGUGGAACUGUCAAAUCCAGAAACCAGGGAAAAUGCUCUUUUGGAACUUAGUAAAAAGAGAGAAGUUGUACCUGAUCUUGCACCCAUGUUAUGGAAUUCCUUUGGCACUACCGCUGCUCUUCUUCAAGAAAUAGUGAACAUCUAUCCUGCUAUUAAUCCAGCAUCUCUUACUGCUCACCAGUCAAAUAGAGUGUGCAAUGCUCUGGCUCUACUGCAGUGUGUUGCAUCCCAUCCAGAAACACGUUCUGCAUUUCUGCAAGCCCACGUUCCAUUGUUUCUUUAUCCUUUUCUUCACACAGUUAGCAAGACAAGACCUUUUGAGUACCUGAGAUUAACUAGUUUAGGUGUCAUUGGAGCACUUGUUAAGACUGAUGAGCAAGAGGUGAUCACCUUUUUACUGACCACUGAAAUCAUUCCUCUUUGUCUCCGAAUUAUGGAGAGUGGCUCAGAAUUAUCCAAAACUGUUGCCACAUUUAUUCUUCAAAAGAUUCUUUUGGAUGAUAGUGGUCUUUCAUACAUCUGUCAGACAUAUGAUCGUUUCUCACAUGUAGCAAUGAUACUAGGCAAAAUGGUGCUUUCCCUUGCAAAGGAUCCAUCAGCCAGAUUGCUAAAACAUGUGGUUCGGUGUUACUUGCGUCUGUCUGACAAUCCUAGAGCUCGUGAAGCUUUACGCCAGUGCCUACCUGAUCAACUGCGUGAUGCUACUUUUGCCAGUUGUCUUCAAGAUGACAAGUCUACAAAGCAUUGGCUCUCACAACUCUUGAAGAACUUGGAAGCUGGACCUGUGACAGUAGGGGACCCUCGUAAUGUUGGAAUCUCCCCUUUGGCCCCACAAUAAAUGAAAGAAAUCUUGUAAACAUUUCGCCAUUUUCUCACUAGAUUGAAGACCAAAGAUAAUAUGGGUACUAUAAAUCAUUCUUGAGAGAUGAUUUGGGUACUUCCAAAUUUGUUCAUGUUGUUACAUUGGAAUGUACAGUUAAAUAUUUUUGCAAUAAAUUAGCUACUACUUUCAUGAAAGUUUUAAAAAGUCAGAUAAAUGGGGCCUAAAAUUAUGGGAAUUGGCAAUUGUUGAAAGAUAUUGUGAUAGGUUUCUACUAAGAUGUAAUGCAUGUACAAAUUGAUUUAAAAAAGCGAGAUUUGUAAGAUUUUAAUAUGUUGUACAGAGGUAAUAUAUGUGUGAAUGUAUGUAGCCGAGGUAGUAUUUUUGAAUGACAAGGAGUUGGUGCACAAGAUGCAGAUAUGAAAAGAAUUACCACUUAUGGCAAUAAGGAAGAAAAACAAGUUAAAUGAAAGUAUUUAAAAAAGAUUUUAAUUGCGCUUGUGCAGUGACCAAGGACUCUUCUGGAGUUAAAUGGUAACAUGCUUUUUAUUUUACUAGGAAUCAUUUCCUAAUUUUAAAUACAUUCAGAUUUUUGCAUUUGUUUUUCUUGGUUGAUUACAUUUUACAUCAAUUUCAGUUUCUCUGUGUAUGUUUAACAAGAUUCCUUUACCUUAGAUUACAAAUUUGACACAUUGAGAUACAUUGUUAACGAGUAGAGUAUUGAAUUAUUAUUUCCAGAAAAUGUAUGUUAAAUAUUAUACUUAACUUGAGAUCUUCCAUAAGCCAGGCUUGUUUCAUUUUUUAGUUUGGGUUGUUAAUUGUUUUAAUAUAUAAAGAUUUUGUGAAGCAGUGGUGUGCAAUUGUUUCUACAGUAAUAAUAGUUUUACUUGUGUGAAAGAAACUUCAAUGGACAGCAUUUUAGGAGUACAUGAAGUUUUUUAACUUGAAAUUUAAUGUAAGAAAGAAUAUUCAAAAUAUCCUCAAAACGCUAUGUGCUUUGAAGUAUACAUUUAGCUUUGUACCUCCAUUGCAAACCAAUCCAGAUCCGGGAUUCUUAUCCUUACUGCUAGUACUGUGCCAUGAAAAAUUGGAUGCUAUUGAAGAGAUUCGGACAGUGACUGGGAUUGGGACAGUGUGCUGGUUAAUAUGAAUUUACACUUUUUGACAUAGAUUAAUGAGUUGCAGGCAUCAAUUUAGAAAAAAUGUGUUGACUUGCCUGGUAUUUCAUUUGCUGUGGACACUGAAGAGAUUUUGGAGAAAGAAAAUAUUUACUACUCUCUGAGGAAGGGGUACUACUAAUGUAUAAACUAAACCCAGAGCUUAUUUUGAGGAUUCUUUGUGGGUUCUUUCCUUUAUUAAACAAAUACUAAAAAUGUGCUUGUGUGGGUGAUAUGAAUACUUCAAUACUGUGAAAGAAUUGGCUCUUAAUUUGCCGUGACAAUUUUGUGCAUUAUGCUGGUUAUUGAUAAUGUGAAGAAUUUUUGUUAUUAAUUUAAGUGAUUGUUUUGUGUGAUAUGAUAUGAAUAUGUAAUAGAACAGCCAUAUGUAAUACAAUUGAACGACUAUUUAAAAGAGCAAAUGCUGAAUAGUUGUGAGUUACAAGACUGCUAAAAUGACUGCCAAGUAAUGGUGUACUUCCUGGUUCACUCUUGCAUAAUGUAGCUUGUACAUAACUUGCCUUUAAAAUCUCAUUCCAUAAAAAUUUAUUCAGUAAGAAAGAAAAAUAUGUGGUCACUUAGCUGACAUUUCUGCAGGAGAGCCUGGAAAUAAUAUAAUGGGAGUGGAUUUGCAUCAUUGGGUCACAGUGAGUAACAAACUCAAUGGAAAAUUGUUUUGAAAUUGAAUUGGGUAUUGCAGAACUAUUCUGUAAUAUUUAUUGUAACCUUCCACAUUCCUGUGUCUGUCUUGAUUUUGUCAGCAUAAUUAACAUUGUGCACCUUUCACUUAGUUGUCUUAGUUCUAUCAGAGGAGUUUGUAUUUUUUUUUUCCAUUGUUUCUUUUGUGUAUCAGAACUUUUUAAUUUUAUUUGUGCUAUAAUUAUAUGUUGUAUAAUUACAUAAUCAGAAAAUUAUGUGACGACUUACUGAGUUAAUUUCUUUGAUGCAUAAAAGAUGGAGCACAAUACGAGCAAAACUUUCAAGUGAGUUGCAAAUUGUUUGAAAGUUGCAGAAAAAAAUAAAUUUUGUAUAUAUUAAAAGUUGCAUACCAUUACAUUUUGGUACUGCCAUAUGUGGUUUUGGAAUGUGACUUUUUACUGUGCAUCUUCUUAAUUUUAAUAUUGUAUGAAACAUCACAAAGUGGUUUUAAAUCAAGGUGCACUGUUUUUACUGAAAAUGUUUUGCCUUAAUUUUGAAAAUAUUCUAAGUAUCUUUAAAAGUUCAUUGGUCAAAAGUGCUUUAAUGUAAGUUCAUCAGCUUUCCACAUCCAUCAGUAUUUUAUUAAUUAAAUUACUUGUAAAUAAUCAUUUACAAAUGUCAUGCUAUCAACACAGAAUGUUUUAAUGUGUGCUAGUAAAAAUUAAGAUGAAUGUAAUUUAUUUCAUACUUAAAUUGGUGAUUCAUACUUGUAGGAGCUGCAUUAUAUCAUAGGUUGACUGCACUGGGAAGAUGUUUUUUGAAUUAUUAAUAUUACUAUAAAAAAAUUACUUGUAUUCAAUAUAGUGUAUUACAUAUUUCUCUCAUUUUAGUUAAUAAUCUUGGAUAUGAGCCUAAGAAAAUAAUGUACUUAAUAUUCAUUUAUAGUAAUGUGUUUAGACAGUGCAGCUUAACUAUGAUAACCUGUUUGUUUAUUAUCAGUAGCAAAUUUGCAGCUAAAUGUUAUGUAUUGCUAGGUGUGUAAUGCUUUUGAGUUUUGAGGUUGAAUCUGAAUAUUGUUAAUGGUGCUAAUACCAAAAAUGUACCUGUCAGCCAAACAUAAAUUAUUAUUUAACUUCGGAAUUUCAAGUCUGUCUGAAAUAGGUCCUUUAUUAUCUAAUAGUUAUAUAUUCUCGUAAUCUGCAGUGUGAGGAAUAACUCUCUGCAAAUUCAAUUGAUUUUUAUCUUUAUUUAGUUGUGAGAAAUUUCUUGAAAUAAUUAGUAUGUAAAUCAAUUCUAUUGUUAUAUUUUAUAUUGAAGACAGUGAUGUAUAGAGAUUUGUACUAUACACACGUGGAUUUUUUUCUAAGAAUGGUACCUCAUGAAAUAUUUAUUGAUUUUGAAAUGAUUUUGUCUUCAUUGAUUUUUUGUUUGUUAUGAUUAUGAAUUGAAAUUAUAUAUUUGCUUUAGAUUAAACCUAUUUUCAAUUGCUAUAAAUUUAAAAAAUUACAUUUUUGUAGCCUUAUUUACAUUAGCUUUAGAUAAUAAAGGAUCUGAAAUUAGCAUAUUUGUGAUUCGUUACAAGAGAAUUAAUGCGGGACUAUAGUGAUUUGUAUUUCCUAAUUUUUGUGUAUUUCUGAAAAUAAGUGAAAAUAUAAAUACUUGUGCAUACAGUUUUGUGUUGUUCUUUUCUGUUCUGUAACAUAGGUAUUAAUUUUUCAAGCUACAAUUCUGUGUAGCAUUUAAUUUAGACAUUGAAGUUGGAGAGAUUCUCUUAUAUCUGCUGUUGAAGAUGCAAACAUUAACCCCUAUCCACCAACAUUAUACUUCACUGAUUGUAGCUAAUCAUAGGCCGG